GUCCAUCUUACCUGGCGGGAGGAGUCGCACCCUCCUGGUCCCGCACACCUUGCUGCUCUGUCACACACAGUGAAGACUGACACCAUGGAGGGGAAGAUGUUGAUUUGUGCCGUGCUGCUGCUCGUCGUCCUGGUCUCAGGAAACAACGCACAGUUAGACGUUUGUGGCACCGCACCGCUCAACACGAAGAUCGUGGGAGGAGAGGACGCCCCUGCAGGCUCGUGGCCCUGGCAGGCCAGUCUCCAUCGGUCUGGCAGACAUUUCUGUGGAGGCUCCCUCAUCAACAACCAGUGGAUCCUCACUGCUGCUCACUGUUUCUCCAGCACCAGCACGUUUGGUUUGGUGGUUUACCUCGGACGGGACACUCAGCAGGGCCUGAACCUUAACGAGCAGGCCCUGGGAGUGUCAGAGGUCGUCAGGCAUCCAGAUUAUAAUGACGCCAACAGUGACAACGACAUCACUCUGUUGAAACUCUCCUCGACCGUGAGCUUCACCAACUACAUCCGACCCGUGUGUCUGGCAGCAAAUGGCAGUGAUUUCCAAACUGGGACAACCUGCUGGGUCACCGGCUGGGGAACUAUUAGCAGUGGUGUUCCCCUUCCUUCCCCUCAGAGGCUGCAGGAGGUGACUGUUCCCAUCGUGUCCCAGAACACUUGUCGUGACGCCUACUCUACACUCACCAGCAACAUGAUCUGUGCAGGUCUGAGCGAGGGGGGGAAGGACUCCUGCCAGGGGGAUUCAGGCGGCCCCUUGGUGAGUAAGAACGCCUCCAGGUGGGUCCUGGGUGGAGUGGUGAGUUUUGGAAGGGGCUGUGCUGAGCCCAACUUCCCUGGGGUCUACGCCCGUGUGUCUGAGUACGAGGACUGGAUCAAAACCCAAAUCUCCAGCGACCAGCCGGGCUUCGUCAGCUUCACCGGCAACGGAGUGAGCGCCUCCUCUCCCUCCAUCGCCCACUCACUUCCCCUGCUGCUCUGCAUCCUUCCUGUUCUCCUCCCUCUCUUCGUGCUCUCGUAGGAUUGGUGAUGAUGCCAGAUGUUUGUCAGGAACAUUAAUGAAUUGUGUCAAAUAACUGUAAAAACAUCCAUCUGAACAAGGUUUAUCAAAUAUUAAAGACCGAUAGAAAAGUCUUUUGAAAUUCAUACAUUUAUUACGUUUUUUUUCUAUUUGAUGAUUUAGUUAAAUCAUAAUUGGUUAUAAUACAAUUUGAACUGAUCAUAAGUCACAUAAUCACUGUGGAAUUAUUUAUAACUUUAACCUUAUAACCAUAGCUUUAGUUAUGAUCAUAUUAGUACAAGACGCUAUCAUCUAUUAACAGUCUUUAAUCAGUCGUUGAUUCUUUUACCUGAAAAACAUUGAUGUCUUUUUUCUGUCUGUUGGAAUUUUCUGUGUUUAUGCUUAAAUAUAAAAAAAACUGCACUGAAGGUGAAGUUUUAAACUUGAACCUGUGACUUUGAAGGAGCAUCUUUACUUUUGACCUCUUUCUACUUUACUUUUUUAUUCAUUACUGUAACUUUUAACACCUUCAGACAAUUUUUACACUGAAAAGCUGUGAUUUACCGUUUGAACAAAGCUUACAAGAAGUACGUCAUAACUAUAUGGACAAAUACACCAAUUUAUAUGAUUUUAUAUGAACAGAUGAAGUCAUGUAUCAUGGACUGGAAAUAUUAAAUAAAGGUUCUUGUUUCUUAA
Messenger RNA from Pleuronectes platessa (European plaice), 1689 nucleotides. Its product is annotated as trypsin-2. Gene Ontology annotation, biological process: proteolysis. The transcript has 6 exons. The coding region runs from base 85 to 1014 and encodes 309 amino acids. The record is from RefSeq and is a predicted model, not a curated record. Gene Ontology annotation, molecular function: serine-type endopeptidase activity. NCBI's taxonomy places the organism in Eukaryota, Metazoa, Chordata, Actinopteri, Pleuronectiformes, Pleuronectidae.